This is a messenger RNA of Scomber scombrus (Atlantic mackerel), 2600 nucleotides long. RefSeq names its product tetraspanin-8-like. The transcript has 9 exons. Bases 113 to 901 code for a protein of 262 amino acids. The record is from RefSeq and is a predicted model, not a curated record. Lineage: Eukaryota; Metazoa; Chordata; Actinopteri; Scombriformes; Scombridae. Gene Ontology annotation, cellular component: membrane.
GCGGAUAUUACCCUAGUUUACCUCCUCACAGUCGAAGCGUCGCUGCUCGAUAAACUGAAAACACAAGUACUGUAUUUUUAUUGUGUAUUUUUGUCAUUAAAACGGUUUAAACAUGGCCGGAGUCAACCCCUGUCUCAAGAAGACCUUCACCAUCUUCAACGUCUUUUUCGCGAUUAUUGGCGGCCUCAUCAUCGGGUUUACUCUACUGUGUCAGGUCCUCACCAGCGCUAAUGGAAGCGAGCUGGAAGGACGCACCUACAGCGUCAUCGCCCUGUACGUGAUGGGCGUCAUCACCAUGGCAAUCGCCCUCUUGGGAGCCUGUGGAGCCCAUAAGGAGAACAAAGCAUGUCUGAUUGUGUUCCUGGUCUGUAUGGUGAUCGGAAGUCUGCUGAUGCUUCGAACUGGAGUCCCCGUCGCCGUCGCCCGCCCCAGGAUUGAAGGUAUGAUGGAGGAAAGAUUUCAACAGCUUCUGCCUUUGGACAAAGCUUCAGAUGAUGUGAAGGAUAUGGCCGACUCCCUGCAGACACAUCUCCAAUGCUGCGGUCUGUUCAGCUACCAGGACUGGGAGCAGGACAUCCCCGUCUCCUGUCAGUGCAACGAGGAGGAGGAGAUGGAGGGGCAAUGUCAGACUGUGAACAUCUACAAGGAUUUCAUGCUGAAGUCAAGAUCCAUCUUCGUUAAGCCCUGCUUCCCCAUCCUGAUGCACUUCAUCCUGAUGGUUGUUGACAUCAUGAUCGGUGUGGUCUUCACUCUCGCUGCGCUGGCGCUGCUGGGCAUGAUUCUGUCCUCCGUCAUUAUCCACCAGAUGCGUUACCCCACCAGCCCCCCCAUGAUGGUGACGGUGCCCGCCAUCUUCGCUUCAGGGCCUCCCAAGUACCAGGAGCUGUACAACCAUCCUUAAUACUAGAGGAACCUCCUGUGUCUUCUGUCAGCAGCUCGAUGUACAAGUUCAGGAAGAUUUUCUUUUUUUGUUUUGUUUGUUUCUUCUUGAAUUUGAGGCUGUAGAAGCGGAGAGGCGACUAUACCAAAGUGCCUUAAUUCACUAUGAGAAGAUCUGACUGUCGGCUUGACAUGAUGAAAGAUAUAGAAAACACCACUGGUUUAAUUUUCUAAUGAGCUGCUUAAAAAAAAAUCUGCAGUAAGAUUAUUAGCUGCUCUUUUUAAAUGUAAGAGUGAAUCUGAUUCAUUGUUUGAUUUUCUGUCAGAAUCUGCUGCUUUAAUACAACGAGAGGAGUGUGAUUUUUUUAUUUCCCCUUCACAAUCACAGGAUAAUAACCUUAAAAUGAAGUUUAUUUAGAUUUUACUGAAUUUUUUUGUUUAUUUUAGAGAAAAAUUAUUUAAUUUCCACUGGAGCAUUAAUACUGCUUUGUAGAUCAUAAUCUACAUUUAGCAAGCUCCUUUUUCUAAACCUAAAAGAGACAAGUUAAAUGUGACUUCUAACGUGUUUUUUGUUUCCUUUUGCAAACACAAAGCUGUUCUCCAGGAACACAAAUGUCAAAACAGGGAAAGGUAAAUCCAUGCAGUCGUGUCUAGACGGUAACCCUAGUGCUGCAAACCGCGGGAGUGUUCAAAUAUCUGGGGUUUCCAUCUACACACAACUGCAAAACAUAAAAUAAGAGUUAAUGAAUCAUAUUAUUUGACUUGUUGCUUAAAGUCGAGAUAAUUGAAGUAGUUUAUAUUUUUUUUAAUAUAUUCUUUCUGUACGAAGCUUUAGCAGCCGAGUGCCUGCAUCACAUGAAACAGGGAACAUUAGAAUAAGUUAGUUUUUUUGUUUAAGAGACAAUAGUUGCAUCUGUAAAAUAGAGGUAUGGUCCUCUCAGCUUCAGUGUCAGAAGGUUUUUGAUUUGAUUCAUAAAAUAAAAGAAAUUUUUUGUGAUUGUAACAAACCAAAGGGAGAAAUAUCUGUGGUAAAACCCUCUCUGGUGUUUUUCUGUAACUUUUUGUUUUGCUGCAGUUUCUUAAAGCUCAUUGCACUUUUGACAUAGCUACACAAUGCAAAAAAAAGGGAUAGACAAAGAGACUUUUCUUUAUUACAUUAACAAAACGUAUGUCCUAAUUCUCAUUUACUGCUUUUUUGUAGAUUAUAAAAGCCAUACCAUCGGUGCCAAAAACUCUUCUUUUCUUUUCCGAAAUAAAUCUUGAAUAUAGUUUACAGCAAAAAACCUGAAAACUGAACAACAUUAAUCCAUCAGAGGCAUGUUUGCAGAAUCGCGCCUCAGUCAUGUUUAAUUUUUUAACUAUUAUAUAAAGUGUCUAUCAGUGGGUUUUUUUAAUCUUUAUCUUUCUGGGACAUUAAACAGACCAUAACCGUUAUCUGUCCUUCAUAUUCCAUAUUUUUCUGUUAGCAUAACAUCAAAUAUUGAGAUAAUAAGGCUUCUCUUUUGUAGACUCAGCACUGUGUCGACAAAGCUUUAAAAAAAGCUUCCUGUCAAGUUUUUAUUUUAUUUUAUUUUUUUAUGAUCAAACAUUGUGGGGGGGGGGGAAAAGUUGAAGUUGAAAGUUUGUCUUUAUCUGGAGCAAAGGGAAAAUUCUGUGUAUCAUUACAUUCUUAAUUCUUCUGUUGUGAUGACUUAAAGAAAUAAAAACAUUCAAUAAAACUA